Molecule: messenger RNA, 16371 nt
Organism: Lymnaea stagnalis (great pond snail)
Lineage: Eukaryota; Metazoa; Mollusca; Gastropoda; Lymnaeidae
Source: the annotation of a GenBank genome assembly
AGAAUGCGUUUCCGUCUUUGAGUAGGCCUACAUUAAGUUAUGAUUAAGUCGGCUUAGUCUAAACAAAUCUGUUAGUUAAUGUUAUGUAGUCUUAACUUAAUUAUUCAUCAUAGUGCAAGAGAUAAGUGGUAAAAGUGGAAUUCAGGUGCGUACAUUAUUUCUUAACGCAUUUCGUACUUUGUCAUGUAAACUUACGUGUAUUCUUUAUUAAUUAAAUGCAGGCAGUAAUAAUUAACUAAAAAUAGUCUAAUUCUAAUACUGAAUUUUAAAUCGCUUUUAAAAAAAAAUAGAUUUCUAAAGAGUCUUUAGUCUUUAAACAUCCCCCAACCAAAGUUAAAGACGCAGACCUCUCCUUACCGUUUAUUCAUUGUUGAUCUAUUUUAAUAAUAACAUACAUCAUAAAUCAUAUUCAUGUAAUAUGGACCAGUGGUUUGUUUCAAAGUUGGUGAAAUUUUAAGUAAAUAGAAGUUACUUGCACAAACGUCCUCAGCCUCCUCACAAAAUAAAUACAUGAUGACAUAAUAAUUUAACACAUAAUAUCAACUAGUCUAAAUUUCACCCUUAACUUAGGUAGUCUUACUACUACUUGUGUACUGUAUGUUAAAGUACCAAGUGAGAAAGUCUACCUCUAACUCUAAUUCUAAUCAUAAUCUUCCUAGUUUGAAAAUGCAUUGAUUUAGCCUACUUAAAAAUCAGAGUUGUGCGGUGGAAAAGCGGCAUCCUAAAAAUUGUGCCACUUAAUCAGGGCGGGGUUGCGAUUAAGCUAGUUGAGUGUGGGGCUUUUGCAUAAAAUGAUAAUCUAUAUAGUCAUAUAAUUCUAAUAACAAAAGGGCCUUAUGUAAAAAAAACAACAACAAUAAAACAACACAUAUAUUAUAUAUAUUUGAACACAUAGAUAUUUAAUUUGCAUAGCAAUUCAAAAGCAACAUCAAAAGUAACAGCACAACAGGCAAAAAUCAACAUUAUUAUUUAAAUAGUAAUUUUAAUAGAUUUUAAAUCUGAUUUACUAAAUUUGCUCAUGAUAAAAAUAAUGAAUUUGAUUUAGAAUGAGCAAAUUUUUGAGGAUAUAUUUUAUAUAUCCAUUUCCAUUUCAUGCAGAAAAUAUGUUCAUUAGUUUGCAGUGGCGUAGCUAGGGUUGGUGUCACCCGGUGCGGUAAACUCAUGGUGUCACCCCCCCAAACUUCUAUGAUCGAUUUUUUCUUGUUAAAAUAAGUCCACAGUAUAGCAUCAACCUUGAACUUUUAAUAAAGCACGCAUUUGGAUUGGUUACAUUUGUGAAAAAUAUAUGUGUGAUCGGUUAUUCUUUUAUGAAUCUCGAUUUUUGCGAGCAAUGUGUGCCCUGUAAAUAUGCAAUUUUUCAAUCGGGUGUCACCCCUAAAAUGGUGUCACCCGGUGCGGUCCGCACCCCCCGCACCUGCCUCGCUACGCCACUGUUAGUUUGGGAUUUUCAAUAUCUUUUGACCCAUGGUGCUCCUUAGUUCAUUUUUAUGUAAUAAGUUUCAAUUUUGAAAUUUCUCCACUGCCAUUUGUUACCAUGGUUACUAUUUGUGACAAGAAGAUGUGCAAGGUGAUUUCUACAUUUGGUAAAUAAGACCCUAAAGAAUUAUUAGAAGCUUUUUUCAAGUUUUUCACUCUUUAGCUAAGACAUUCUAUUUAUAUAGCCCUGUUAGUAAUUAAUAAUUUAUUUUUAUUUUUAAAAAAUGGUAGAGGCCUUACUCUGAUUAAAGUACUAUAAAUUAUAGUAAUGCUUACAUAGGAACAUAUAAAAAGCAGUUUAUCAUUAUUUCAACUGAAUUAAUCCAGCUUUGAUGGAUCCUGUUUUGUAUUAAUUGGAUAGAGAUUUAAAAAUUUUUAAAUAAUUUAAUUUCCUUCAGAAAUUUACUCCAGGAUCAUAAAUUAAUUAAAAAAAUAAAUGUUGAACUUAUUUUGUUAGAGACUAGAGAGACUUGAUCUUUUACCACACCACCAACUGGGAGGUAUUUUUUUUUUACACUGUUUCCCCUGACAAAUUGAGUCUUCAGUUGUAUCUUUCUCAAUAAUUAUAGAAAAUUAGAGGCACAUAUACCACAAAUGGCAUGUUUUAUUGCCUAUUGCUGCUCUCUUGAACACAUUUUAAAGAAAUAAACUAUAUAAUUUUUUGGACUUUGUUUGGUUUAAGCAUCAGGUGGUUGCUUCAUCAUGCUUUACAUCAGCCAAUUGAAAAAAAACAACACAAAUCUGAACUUAUAUUUAACAUAAAAUUGUGUCAAUAGCAAUGAACUGUCCUGGUUGAACUUCACAAAUAUUGCUUCCAUCAAAUGGGAUGGAACCGCCAGAGAGUAAUGUAGAACUCACAAGCUCAUCUGAUCCACACAAGUUUGUAUUAGGCUCUGAGAGGCUUGAACAGGGAGGCACUAGCUGUCUGCAUAAUGGAUCUGAACAAAACAGAAUUGAUUUAAACCAAGAUGGAGAUAAGGAUACGGAUAUACAAGUGGAUAAUGCUUCAGGUACAGUUUCAAUGCAUAACAGUUAUUUCAUAUUUGAUUAAAUACUUAAACAAUUUAUUUUUCAACAUAACUAAAAAAUUAUCUCACUAUAUGAAAUAGAAAUUGAGAUAAAUCUUACUUAAAUAUUUCUUAACACAAAUUUUUUUUAUUUACAGAUGCUGCAAGUGUUUGUUCAGAACUCAGCAUUGGUUCUUGGAAGUCAGCCCCUGCCACACAGAGGUCCAAAACAAGUGCUGGGAGCUCCAUCAUUCGUUCUAUCUCUAGUCGGGCAAGGCCAAUCAAAGAACAUGAGGUGAUGAUUAUUAAUUGAGACUAACAGUUUCCAGGUUUCAUCAAAAUAAUCGACCAUGCUUUGCUUCCUCUUUGAUAACCUCUGGUGUCUGAGAGAAUAACUUAUGUUGCUAUAAAUUAGUGAAAACUUCUACUUAACGCUGUUUAAAUUUGGCAGCUUCCAGGAUCAACAUUCUUAUCCAUUGAUCUCAAGCCCGGAGCUAUGAGGAACCCUGAGUCGGCCAAGAAAGGUACACGGAAAUAUCAAUUAAAUACUACAGAAACAGCUUUUGACUAUCUUUAGUUAUUUAAUCCUUGAUGUACUUGGUAAGGUAUGUAACAGACUGAUAAUGUGAAUGGUAUUUUGGGUCUAUUUUUCUAUUCAGUUUUUAUAUCUGAAAAAAAGUCUGGCCAAUGAUAAGGAAACAAUAGUUUAAUAUCUGAAGAAAUACUUUUAAAAAUCUUAUAUUCUUCUAGCUUUUCUUCUAAAUGUGAUUAAAUUUUUUAUUGUGGUAAAACUAUAUUUGUUUUAUUCUAGUUUCAGUUCUCAAAUUGCUUUCUUUUUGCUGCCAUAUUUCAGAUAGGUCAUUUGUGAGGUCCAGCUGUGAGUCUGUGUCUGCAAGAGCUAAAACUGGACUAGCAUCGAACCGUUCAAAUUUAUCUGAUGGACAAACACUGUAAGGAUAAAUAGAUUACAGAGAUGAAAGUAAAAAUAUUUUAGAAAUAUAUGAACUUAAUUUAUGAAUUAAUUAAUUUAGACUUUUGAGUUAGGAAAUAAGCGAGUUGAGACAGAGUUAAAAUGUUUAGGCUGUCAUUUAUGCACUGCGGUUCUAGUUGUUCUAUGGCUUUCUUUCACUUUCAGUGCCAAGGUUGCUCCCUUGAGAUUACAUUCUGCUAGUUCGUACACAUCACCCGUUCAGCACCCUGCCAAACCCAAUUCUAAGGUCAAGAUGCCAUUUAAGCACAGCACCAACAAGCCUGCCAAAACACAUGUAUGUCUCGUAUUGCUAGCUGCAAAAAUCUAGGAGUACAAAUAGCAUUUUAAUGUGUGUUAAUGUUUGGGCCAUGUAAUAUGUGCCCAUAUAACAUUUAGAUGAUUAAUGUAAAAAAAGAAAUGAUGCUAAGGACAUUAAAAGCUCAUCAGGUAACAUAGAAUUAAGUAAAUAGCUUUCCAAUAAAAAUCCUCUACUGCAUGUUUGAGAGAAUGUUGAAAGUUGCACGAUUAAGCGAUAGGAAAGUAAUGUAUGAUUACAUAAUAUGGUAGAAAGCUGCAAGGACAUUAGUAUACAAGCAAGGGUAAUGUUUGACUUCAUAUUUAGAAAACAAAGUUAUUAAUAUUUUUGCAUCGGUAAUACAAAUACACCGCUACCAAUGCAUUUAUAUUUGCUGUUUUAUGAUAAGACCAUCAACUAUCUGUGAAUUUUUACAUUUGUUUCCCUGAUCUAUGAUUCCAGGUGAGUGUACAGCCUGGCCAGGACAUCAUUGAGCGUACAGCCCUUGCGACUCAUGUUGUCGGGAAAAUCCUGAGAGAUCAGAGGCCGCCAAAAGUGCACCAUGUUCAAGGUCGUCUUCUGAAAGCUAGGUUUGUUCAUAACUGCUAAAUAAACCAGAUGUUUCAUCAGCAAAACCAUUAAAAAAUACCAUAGAGACAAUGAUGGUCAUCUACUGCAUACUGGGCUAUUUCCCAUCUUCUUGACUUAGUCUUGCCUUUGGAUCAGAGAGGCAAGGACGAAAGAGUGAGGCUGAAUUGAGCAACUCUCCUCCAUUUUAAACACAUUACAGCUCAAUUCAAGGGCUACUACUUGAGUAGAAGCCUUGGUUAUCCUCCCAUGAGGAGUACGAACGAUACCAUAAGUAACAGUAAACCUCUUUUUGUUUUUGAACAAAAUUAUUUCCAAUUACCAAAAAAAAAAAACCCAAAAAACACAUCAUUUGUGUGUUCUCUGGGAAAAGCCAGAGGGAUUAGCCCUGCUUGGCUGUUAGAUCCUGCUAGUCCUGAUUGGCUGUUAGAGCCCGCUAGCCCUGAUUGGCUGUUAGAGCCCGCUAGCCCUGAUUGGCUGUUAGAUCCCGCUAGCAAAAAUUUUCAGUUGAGGUAAGAGAGCUGUAAAAACAUGCUAUAGUGAAUUUGCUGAAAGUUUCAUCAAAACUGUAAUCAUAUCUUUUUCAUAUUGAUAAUGAUUGAUUGUAUGAUACAGUCUGAAUGUGCUGACAUGUGAUGUUGUGAUUGAAUGAUACUGUCUGAAUGUGCUGACAUGUGAUGUUGUGAUUGAAUGAUACUGUCUGAAUGUGCUGACAUGUGAUGUUGUGAUUGAAUGAUACUGUCUGAAUGUGCUGACAUGUGAUGUUGUGACCACAUUUAAUAAUAUGUUGGUCAUCUACCACCAGAUUAAAGCCACUGGAGCCUGUCAAAAUGACCACCCCCACCAUACAGCAGUGCAGAGGUAUAGUUGCAGGUGAGGAUCGGAUUAGUGUGUUGUCCAAUCAUACUGUGGGCCAGUUUUUCCCACUAGGCCAACCUGGGCCAUGGCCUAGGGGUGCAGCGGCCAUGGGAGUAUAUUUAGAAGAAAUAACCAAAUGUUUACACAUUUUUCCGUAUUAUUUUAAAGAAGGACAUAAAAUCAUGCUGUGGUAAUUUGGUGGUGCUGUGGUAGUUUAGAUUUGAAUUGAAAAUAUAAUGUGGUUCCAAGAUUUACAAAGAUGGUAUUAAGUGAUUUUUUGUAUAAAAAAAAGCCAACCUAUUAAACAUUAAAUUGGAAGUUAUAAAUAAACUUUUUGAGGAGUGAGGGUGGGGUUGUGCAUUAUUAUGUGUCGUGGCUUAGGACAGUGGCGAGAAACCUUUUCAUGGCAGAGAGACAAAUCUUACAUUUUUUAUCUAGUUUAAAAAAUUUAAAGAGCCACAUGAAUUUUUGCCCUUUAAAAAAAAAAUUAUUAAAAAAUCUGAUUGGCAUUUAUAACAUUAAUUUUAGUAGAGGCCGAUUAUAUCAACCGUGACACCAUAGAAGCAGCCAUAACACCACAGAAGCAGACAUAAUGUAUAACUAAAUUCAAAUUUAAUUUACACAUUUUAAAAUAAAAACAUUUCAGCAAUAUAUUUAAUUAUCCAAGAGCCAGAUGAGAAAGCUCAAAGAGCCACAGGUUUCAGACCUCUGGCCUGAGGUGUCAUGGAUAUGUGUAAAUCCCGGCCUGAUCACACCAGUUAACUUUAAGAUUAUUUUAUUUGCAGUCCUGUUUUCCCAUUGUUUUGCUAACACCCUUAAAUUGAACUGUAAGAUUUCAUCUCAACACCAUAGAUUGUAAACACCUUCAAACUUCAGAUUAUGUCCCUUUGCAAGAUUAUGUGCCUUACAAAUCUAUGUCCUUCUACAAGGCUAUGUCCCCUUCAUUUUUUGACUCAGAAACAAGAGCCUACACAGCCAGCAGCAGCAGGACAUACCAGAGGUGGAAGGCCAUCAUAUCAGGGGCCCAGGCAGGCAGGGACCUCAACCAGGACAGGAUGUCCGUCACGGAGUCUGUUCACAGGACGUCGGAGGCUUCCUCCCCAGAGCCGACACUGGACCUGAGUCAAGACACAGAUGACGAACUGCUGGCCGUGGGGGAUGAUACUAAAGAAAACCAAAGGUAGUGCCUUGCCACAUUUGUGUACAACCAAGGGUAAUCACAUGGCUUGUCACAUCAUAUGGGUAUAUCAGCAAGGGAAAUGGCUUGUUACAUCAUACUGGUACAGAAGCAAGGGUAAUGGCUUGUUACAUCAUACUGGUAUAGAAGCAAGGGUAAUGGCUUGUUAAUCAUACUGGAAUAGAAGCAAGGGUAAUGGCUGUCACAUCUGUCCUAGAAAAAGAGGUUGCCUGGUGGCCUUUUGCACAUGUGAUGAAACACAGGAAAGACAAAGCCAUGUAAUAUAUUAUUCUUGGUUUACCUAAGAGUCUCACAAAAUUAUUGUUGUGUUAAAAUCUAAAUUUAGUCUUUGCAAGACAAAUGAGCACAUCUGCACAAGACAUUUUAGUUAUUCCCUUGCUAAUUAAUCUAAUUAAUUAAAAAAAAAAAAUUAACAUCAUAAUUUUAGUUUCAUCCACUAUAUGAGCUUUCGGGAUAGUUGAACUUAUGUUCCUCUAAUAGUCUGGCUGUUGUAGUAUUUCUAUAUACGGUCACAUCUAAUAAUAGCCUGGCUGUUGUAGUAUUUCUAUAUACGGUAACAUCUAAUAAUAGCCUGGCUCUUGUAGUAUUUCUAUAUACGGUAACAUCUAAUAAUAGCCUGGCUCUUGUAGUAUUUCUAUAUACGGUAACAUCUAAUAAUAGCCUGGCUCUUGUAGUAUUUCUAUAUACGGUAACAUCUAACAAUAGCCUGGCUCUUGUAGUAUUUCUAUAUACGGUAACAUCUAAUAAUAGCCUGGCUCUUGUAGUAUUUCUAUAUACAGUCACAUCUAACAAUAGCCUGGCUGUUGUAGUAUUUUUAAAAAUAAAAAUCUCCUUAUUGGGUGAACAAAUAUUAUUUAUUGAAUUAUGCCAACUAUUUUUUUCCUUCCAGUGGUGUCCCAGAGGGGGUCCCUAAGUUUGGUCAAGGGCACAAAGAUCAUUGUGAAUCUGGCCUCAAUGAAGAAGGUAAGAACAAACACAGAGGUCGCCACAGAUGUAAAGGAGAUUUUAAUAAAUCUAUAAUAAUGUAGAACUGAAUGUAAUUAACUAAUUAUAAAAAGUGUUGGACUGCGAUAAAGCUUUAAAAUAGAUUUAUUAGACACGAACAAUGUGUGUCAAUUUAACAAUAUAUGUUAAGCUUUAAUAAUAAUUUUACAUAAUACAUAAGUAGACGUUUCGGCGCGUGCCUUCAUCAGUACAAAUAUUAUGUAAAUUUAAUUUAUACUUACUUAAAUGUUUUGUUGUUGUACUGACUUGUAUUGCCACAAAUUGUUUGUGUCUAAUUAAUCUAGAACUGAAUGUCCCUGGAUCAGGGAACUCUGGCCUAGAAUAAUGUACCAAUGACUGAACUGGUUACUGACAUUUGUAAACCAUUGGUCAUAUUUGACUGUUGCUGCCAAAUAACUAGACACUACAUGGGUUUUAUUUAACACUUUAUACUUGGUAAGAGAACCCGUGUUUCUUAUGUUUCAGUUGAUGCCGAGGAAAGAGAAAGUACCAAGUAUAACAAUACACCAAGCCACAAGUAUAACAAUAUAUCAAGUACCAAGCAUAACAAUACACCAAGCCAGCGUGAAGUGAGAGCUGAAUCUAUGGACACCAUGGGGACCACAACACAUGUACAAGGUGGCCUAGAGAGACACCAAUUAGAUUCCAACCUGGCUGGUAACAGUAGACAGCACAGCACUUUCAUCACUGAAGAUUCUCCUGGUCCAAGUAACCUGAGAUCAAAGACAGCUCUGGAUGAUGUCAGACCAAUGACAGCUGUGGACAAUCUCAGACCAAAGGCAGCUGUGGACGAUAUCCGACCAAAAACAGCUGUCGAUGAUAUCAGACCAAAGUCGGUCAGAUUCGCUGAUGACAACACCAGACAAAAGUCUGUUAAUCCUGCAGGUCAAACUAAAACUGAAGACUUGAGACAAAAAUCGUCUAAUGGAAAAUCUUCCUGCCGACCACCGUCCAGUAACAACGACAAAUUCGGAGACUCUGACCAUGAAGGUGAUGAUGGCUUUCCUGAAACUCGAGCAAACAGCGGCCCAGCUCUAAAUAAAAUGCUAUCCAACAAGAGCUCUGGUAGACUAGACUCCAGCUCUCGGGCCACUAGCGGUACUGAUGGCAAGCAAUGUCCAUCAAUAUCGGGAUCAGUUGUCCCUAACGAUGGCGCCAGCUCAAAAGACAGGAAUUGUGAGUCAGUGCUUUCAGAAUGUGAGAACCAGUCCACUAUCAAUAAGGUAGUUCCACAUCCAGUAUCUGCUUUGCACCCAAAGUCUGCCCCAGGACCAGUGUCUGCGUCACGACCAGUGUCUGCUUCACAUCCAAAGUCUGCCCCACGACCAAUGUCUGCCUCUGUGAUCUAUGAGUCUAAAGGAAGCUGUUCCAGCCGGGGAGAAAGUCAGGCGGGUUUUAUUGAUGUGAAGGCCAAGUUGGAUGCUAGGUUUGCCUCUUACAGGAAAAAACAUGAGAAAAUCAAACACGUGAGAGUGGACAGUGGCCAAGCGAGGAACGAUAAAUUGUCAGCUUCUGAAUGUGAAGGAAACAGUGGACUAAAUGAUCAUGACAAACCAGCCAAGGAAGUGACAUCGUCACUAAUGGAGAGAAGUCCCGGGGCUGAUUAUUCUCAACACACUCGAGUGGUCCAUCGGCCGCCUAAAUCCAAUUCUCAGAGGGACAGAGCUUACCGAACACUUAGGAAAAGUAUGAAGCCAGCCCAAGAUCGGCCUGACAGUUCUACGGUGCAUUCUGACACAGAGGUUGGACAUAGAAAGCCGAGGUUGAAGAGCGCCAGCAGAGAUCUGCGACCGGUCAGUGCCGAGUGUUUCACAGAGAGGAGUCAGAUUGAAAGCAAGCAUGGGUUGACCCAGAGGUUAAGGCCCAGAAGUGCUUCCUGUGAGAUCUUAAGAGGACAAAGUUCAUCUCGUCUCCCAGGUAACACAAAUGUGAUAAAAGAAGACGAAACAAAAAGACGAAAGUUCAGACCUCGAUCUCCAACUAAAGUUCAAUUUAUGGACCCAAAGGAAGUAAACAAGAAACGCAAGGCAAGAAUCAGGAAGUUUUCAGGCAAGCCAAGGAAGUCUGUCAACAGACAUGUUGUCCCAGAGGAUGAUGGUGUGUUUGAUGCAGACAAAAUGUGGGAGGAGCUACCAAGCGACCACUCAGAUGAUGGGCUGGACACUGAUGACCCGUUCCUGUCCAAGUUUGACCAACUGGAAACUGAAUUUGAAAUGGCUAAGGCUGAGCUACAAGGAGAAAAAAUGAAAUGUUUACUCAGCUUGUUGGAAUUGGACACAAUAAAGGAAACUGAAAAACCUAUCCCAGAAACAAGUGCGAGUAGAGAAGAUGACGAGACAAAAAUGCACCCCAUUGAUGUAGUAGUUCUUCCGCGUGAGUUUGAAGAGCCAAGGUCACAUGAUGAGAAUGGAUCGUCAGAAGCAGCUGGAAACUCAGACCUGUUAAACAUUCCUUCCAUGGCCAAACAACAGAGGAAGGCCUUGUUGUUGGACACAACCAUCAGCAGCAACUUGUACAGGAAGACCAACCGCUAUGUGCCGGUAAAGAACAAAGUUAAUCGGCCAUCGUCUGGGUACAGGGUAUCUGCCAAACUGAUGAUGGCUGGAAAUGAUGCAUCCCAGGGGAAGGAUCUGGAUAAGGGAGGUAAGGGAGAAAUGGCUGCAACACAGGCGGCGGUUCAGGAGAUGGAUGAGGACUGUGACCAUAACAAAGAAAUCAAAGGAACCAUAUUAUAUCUACCUGCAUCAAAACGUAUAAAUAAAUCUGCACGUGAAGUUUUCAGUGGGUCGGAAGAAUUGACAAAACCAGAAGAUGUCAAGAAGCAGCUCGAAAAGGAUUAUCCCCACUUGGUAGACUUUCAGAAGAAACAGUAUUGGCUCAGCUUGCAGAGAGAGCAAAGAGAUGAGGAGAGAAAUGUGUGGGACAGAAGAAGGUCUGAUGCCGAGAGUGUUCAGAACACAGAGAGGUACCAGGACCUGGUGCUGGCUUACAGGCAACACUGCAUGGAGAGCAGUGAUGAUGAGGUGGCAGACGAGGGCAUCACAGAUUGGAAAACCAAGUCGCAAACUGUACAUUGUCCGAGAUACCACAGGAGGCAUUCUAAGCCAAUAAAGACGGACACGGCAACUAAAGGCAGUCAUGUGACCUGGAAUGAUGAGACUAAUAAGAAGUCAAGGCCAUGGAGCGGGACAACCAAUGACAGCGGUCUUGAGAGUGACAGCCCUUCAAAUUUAGAAGAGGAGGAGUCUGACCAGAUCGACCCAUUGGAUAAACCAGCGUCCGGUGAGCCGGCAUUGAGCCUAGCUGACCUGAGACCAGCUGCCAGGGCCGAGCCCUGCACAUCCACUAACAAUGGUACCAGGGCUGUGAAGGAGGGGCAGCCCAACACACAUUCGGAACAGAAUGAUCUCAAGUUGAAGAUAACUAUGAAUGAUGACUGUGAGAUUGAUCAAGAAAGGUUCGUACAGCAACUCAACAUGUUUUCUCACAACUUGAUUUCUCUUUUUUUGUUUUGUUUUUUAGCUAAUGUGUGUUGGAAAAAUAUUGUUGAUACGAGUCUAACCACUUCAUCUAUCUAACUUUAAAUAUGUUUGAUAUGAGAGUGAGCACUUUAUCAAGCUAACUUUAACUGAUGUUGACACGAGUGUAACCAUUUUAUCAGUGUAACUUUAACUGAUGUUGACACGAGUGUAACCAUUUUAUCAGUGUAACUUUAACUGAUGUUGACACGAGUGUAACCAUUUUAUCAGUGUAACUUUAACUGAUGUUGACACGAGUGUAACCAUUUUUAUCAGUGUAACUUUAACUGAUGUUGAAAAUAAAAUUUGGAUUUUAAUAAUGACAUUAUUAAUUUUCUCCCAGCAUGCCCCUGGAAGUGGUAGCAUUUCCCAAGAAAAUGUCCAAGCCGAGGUGAGACGAUGUUGUUCAUUUCAUAUAGACAUCUUUUCAAUGUUUCCCAAACUGUGAGAGGUUGGCACCUUAUAAUGCUGUGGCCACCUUACUGGGUACUUCAAAAUAUUAAAAACUUUCACUCGUUUCCAGUCCUCUUUUUGGUUGAAAAACAAAUUUCAAUGCUCGUUACAAAUGAAGAAAUUAAAAUGUAAAUAAAACUCUUAAUCAUAAUUUUAUUUUGAAAAAAAAUGUUUUUGACCUGUAUCAUGACUCGAACUUAAUUGCAUAAAUUUUUCUUCCAGAUUUGCAGCUAAGAAAGAAGAAGACAUGUCAGUCUUGUGUAAAUUACCUCCCUUGUGUUUCCAACUCAAUGCCAGACCUCCCGUUGGGCAGCUCUUCUAUUUUGCAUACGACCAAAACAUGAGCCCGGACAGGUACACCUUUAAUAACUCAUCUUUUCUCUUUGCACACACAUCUGUUCUCAUUGAACACAAAUCUUUCUUUGAACAUGUAUCUGUUCUCUUUGUACAUGCAUUUAUUUUCUUUGUACAUGCAUCUGUUCCAAACCUGCCAACCCUUCCGAUUUUGUAGGAAUUAUAUGGACCCCUCAUUCCGACCUUCCGACAAACCCCUUAAAAUUCCGUUUUUUUUAACUUUAUAAUUUUUCGCCUGUCAUAAAAAUCAGAAAGGGACCACACAAAAAAAUUGAGUACGACAGGAAGUGUUGCAUUUGUUUUUACAAAGUGCAUACAUGUCCGGCGACCGGGCGAAUAAGGAAUAAAUUCUCGAGAUAUUAGUCAGGCUAGUAUUUAUUCGACCAAGUCACAUGACCACCGUAACAAAGUUGAGCGAGAUAUUUGUCCGUCAGCCUUGUCAUGUGACCGCUAAUUGUCUAUCAGAGUUUACGGUACUUAAUUUCAACAAAUUCAAGAUAGUACACGAAAAAGAAAUAUGUUCAAUUAUAAAAAAGAAAUACUAGAACCAUUGCUGGUAUAGAUAUAAUGAACAAUAGGUCAAAAAGUGACAAUGUUUUUUUUAAAGCGUGGCAUGCCCGCCGGAUAAAUAUCUCCUGCACUAUUUGUUCGGUCGCCUGGCUGUAGACACUGCCUUGUUUUUAUCAAAGCGAACCGCGAUCAUCAAAUCAUUCUUCAAUCAUCAAUUGAUCCGAUCGUGAUUCAUCCUUAUUACAAGGCUAAAAAAUUAUUCAGACCUUUUUUUAUGUUAAAGCUUUUCUCAAUUAAAUGGUUAAAUCUAUUGAAAGUGAUAGGUACAAUGAUAAUAAACAUUGAUGGAAAUAUUGCUCUGGCCAACUCCGAUCGUUUUCAUGCCAGAGUCAAAGAAAUGUUUCCAGACUUGCAGAAUGCUAGACGAUUGUAAAGAAAAAUUACAAUGAAAUGAGGGCAAGCAUGAAAGGUGAUACUUUUUCUAACUUGCUUGUAACUAAAACCAAUUGCAAUGCUAACCUUCAGUUGUCUGAAGAGCUGUUGGACAAGUGCACAAAGGCACCCAGGGAUAUGCUGGAGAACUGAACUCUUACUAAGAGGCCUAGCAGCCAGUGUGUGUGUGUACAUGUAGAUCUGUAUAGAAACAUUUCCAGAUAGGUUCUUCUCAUGUUCUGUUCUGUGGACUCUUCAAAGACAAGGGAGGUAACUUUAUAGGCAACUUUACAUUGCUUUAUUUACUAAAAAAAGGCUUGUGCAUUAGUCUAUAGAUUUUAAACCAACCCUCCUCAGGGUGCCACCCCUGGGGGCAGCGGGCCACUUCCCCCCUGCGUGCAACCCCCCUAAAUAUUUUUUUUGGGCAGGUUGGCAGGUCUGAUCUGUUCUCUUUGUACAUGCAUCUGCUCUCUUUUUAAAUGCCUAUGCUCUCUUUGUUCAUGUAUCUGUUCUGUUUGUUCAUGCAUCUGUUCUCUUUGUACAUGCAUCUGUUCUCUUUGUACAUGCAUCUGUUCUCUUUGUACAUGCAUCUGUUCUGUUUGUUCAUGCAUCUGUUCUGUUUGUUCAUGCAUCUGUUCUCUUUGUACAUGCAUCUGUUCUGUUUGUUCAUGCAUCUGUUCUCUUUGUACAUGCAUCUGUUCUGUUUGUUCAUGCAUCUGUUCUCUUUGUACAUGCAUCUGUUCUCUGGUAUUUGCAUCUUUUCUUUUAGUACAUGCAUCUGUUCUUUAAGUACAUGCAUUUUUUGUCUUGCACAUGCAUCUGUUCUCUUUGUACAUGCAUCUGUUCUCUCUGUACACAUAUCUUUGUUUUUCAGAAUCUGCACAUACCUGGCCUGUGACCAAUGUCCACAGAGGUUUUGGGGACUGCUCUUUGGGUUCGACCUUGUGUUCAAUAAGAAAGGUAAAGCCGAUCCCUUUUGCCCGGCCAUUCAUUCUAAAAACCAUUACUUACUUAAGUGCAUUGGAUUCUUACAAGACUCUCUUUAUCAUCUAUGGGCAUUGUGAGAUGGUAGCAUAUUGUCAGCUCCAGUGGGAACUGUUGGGAUGGGCAUAGGUUAGUUAAAAUAAAAAUAUCCAGAGACAAAAAAAGUUAAUUAUGUAUCAGAUAACCAAAAACUAAGCUUAAAGACUUGCAUUUUAAAAAAUUAAUAUUUGACAAUUGCAAAUUAAACAAAACGACUUGCAUUUUUUUUAGACUUAGUUCAAGGUUAAAUUGGUUAUGAUGCAGGUGUUUCAAAUUCUUUGUAUUUUUAAAACCUGAUAAAUAUAACCAAAUAAUGAAUCUUACAACAAAAAAAAAAUUUGGUCUCCUCACAUGAAUUUAAACAUCUGACCAAAUCUGUUACCACUUGCCUACGACAUCGACCACCUGUGUUUACAGGCAGUGACCAGAAAGAUGUCGGGGGAUUCCCUAACCUGGAGUACAACCCUGGGUCAUCCGUUGAAGGCUGCGUCUACCAACUGACAGCUGUCCAGCUGGAACGUUUGGACACAUUCAUGGGCUAUCCUCAGGUGAGUGGAUUCAGUAGCCUAAGCUGCUCUUCUAAAUGGCAUUCAGCUGGUGUACUCUGGUGGGCGCGAAUGUGCUGAUGGUGUACUCUGAUGAGCACGGAUGUGUUGAUGGUGUACUCUGAUGGGCACGGAUGUGUUGAUGGUGUACUCUGAUGGGCACGGAUGUGUUGAUGGUGUACUCUGAUGGGCAAGGAUGUGUUGAUGGUGUACUCUGAUGGGCCCGGAUGUGUUCAAGAUUUCAAUUAGUAGGAUCUCAUUAAGCCAUAUUUAAGACUAUUGCACAUUUUAAAUUUGGGAAUUUUGCACAUUUUAAAUUUGGGACUGCUGCACAAUUUUAAUUUGAGACCAUUGCACAUUUUAAAUUGGGGACUAUUGCACGUCUUAAAUUGGGGACUAUUGCACGUCUUAAAUUGGGGACUAUUGCACAUCUUAAAUUGGGGACCAUUGCUUAUGGCUUUGUUUGGUGUAUGUCUCCUGGCAGUGGUUCCCAAAAUUUUAAGUUUGAGAACUCCUAAAGUAAAAGAUAUAAUUUGGGGCAACCCAACCCACACACACUCUUUAUAUAACGUCGUUGUUUGAAAUGAUUAAAAACCGGCAUCCAAGAGUUGUCUUUUAUUGCAACCCUUGUUAAAUCUAACAGGAGGAGAUGGAAACUAAAGUGUUUAAUUUUUUUAUUUCUUGAAAAUAUAUUUUAUAUGUCUAAAUAUGAAUAAUUCAUUAAUUUGGUCUCAUCUGUCCAGUUGUAUGAACAUGUGGUGCUACCAGUCUGGAUGUCUAACUGUCCGAGUCCAGAUGACCUUGGCGUGGCUCAGUACUGCAUACCAGCGGUCACCUACAUUGCUCAGAACAGUGUCACAUGGACGGGUAUGUGUAUAUCUGUCCAUAUGCUAUCAACAUGUUUGUUAUAAAAUUUGGGCCAUGUGAAAUAAGACCAGUGUUUCUCAACCUGUACAUUGGAUUUUAUAGUAUUGUAAAUUAAUACAUUUGGAGCAUCAAUCACAUGCAAUCUUGAUUGUAUGAAAUUAUUUUUUUUUGUUAAACAAUUUUUUAUGCUUCAGUGUUUAUUAAAAACUAACACAGUAAAGACUUAUUGAAGAAUUUUUUUUGUAAAAUGUCAUUUUUCGUCCAUCAAAGUUCUAAAACUUGCUUUGCAGAAAGUCUAACUUUGGGGAAGAUAAGACCUUCUUUGAAGAAAGUUCAUAAUUUUAAACAAAAUUAAAAUUCUAUCACUGUUUACUAUAGACGAAAAUUGGAAAAAAAUUAUUUAUGAAGUUUCUCAGCAAAUAUUUCAACAGAUAAUCUGAUUUACUCUCACAGAGCCAGUAGAUGCGAAUGAAUAUGCCCUUUCCCAGUGCCUCAAGGCCGCUGACCUCGUGACGCCAAAAUACAGGGACCACCUUGCAUCAUUUACCACAACAAAUUCAACAUGUCCUCCCAUGGUGGAUGUUGCUUGAAUUCCAGUCAUGACAAGUGCUUUGGAUUUUGGUUGAUUUUAAAUUUACAUGAGGAUGAUGCACUUUGCUACUGUAAUCUUUGACUUAAAGAAUUAACUAAAUGGAACAUCAUUUAAAAUCCUAUGUUGCUGUUCACAUCUACAGUUAAGUGGUUCACUGAAUCUUAAACAAAAUGGAAUGAAUAGGUUAAGUUGAAGUACAGCUAUUUAAAAAUUAUAAUGAGUUAUCACUGUACCACCACAAAAUUUCCAAGUUCUUAACAAACUCACUUUUUAAUCUGUUUUAACCAUAGCUCAAUUCAUCUCUUGCCCUGACCAAGAUCUGGCUCAGAAUGACAUUUAUUAUCUAUCAGUUCCCUUGGUGUUUUCCAAUUAAUAUCGAUUUAUAGUUUACCUAUACCGCCAUCAACAUUUUCUCAUCAGCCCACCUUUGAGAACACACAAAAAAAAAUCUGUUGAUGGAAUUUAUCAAUCAGUAUUUGCAUGUUCCAUAUUCAAGCAUUAAUAUCUUUCAUAACUCUUCUCUAGUGUCAGCCGAGUCCUCCAAUUACUAGUUUUAUCUUUUCUGGCUCAGUUGUUCAUCACUGGUUACUGGAUUAUUUAUUGCCAAGCAUUAUCCAUUAAUUAAAUUUGUUAAGCCUAUUUUCUGUAUACUUUUCAUUAUUUUAAUCUGUAGCACAGAC